Molecule: messenger RNA, 1819 nt
Organism: Arabidopsis lyrata subsp. lyrata
Lineage: Eukaryota; Viridiplantae; Streptophyta; Magnoliopsida; Brassicales; Brassicaceae
Product: F-box/LRR-repeat protein At3g26922-like
Exons: 3
Coding region: 306-1649 (447 amino acids)
Molecular function (GO): protein binding
Source: RefSeq, a predicted model, not a curated record
AGACAAGUGUGUGAAUUAAUCCUCCUCCUCAAAACCCUAAUAUCCACCGAACAAUUCUGCCGUUUUCUCUGCUCCAAUCUCUCUAGCAGUAAGAAUAAGGCCUUUCUGUACCAAAAAAGCUAUCGUUCUGAGCUUUUAGAGGCUAAAAGAACGUUUGUAACGCGAUAACACUUCAAUUCUUGACCAAUAGUUAUCUCUAUCAACAACAAUGAACCGAUGGUAUGUUUUUAUGAACAAUUGUUAUCCCUCUCUCUCUCUCUCUGAAUCCUUUUCUUUAUCAACUGUUCUCGUAAUCCAAUUGAUUCAUGUUUUUUUCCUUUUGGAUAUACGAAAGUUUGAGAAAUGGAGGUGUUGUGAAUGAGGACAGGAUCAGUGACUUGCCUGAAGCUCUGCUUCUGCAGAUAUUGUCUUUACUUCAAGUAAAAGAUGUUGUAUCCACUAGUGUUUUGUCUAAAUCAUGGAGGUCUCUCUGGAAGUUGGUACCUAAACUCAAGUUUUAUUAUCCCAACAAUCAAAGUGAACAGUAUAGAGAGAAUUUUUGCAGGAUUUUGGUUUCCAAUAAAGCUCCGUUUCUAGAGAGUUUGCAUCUCUGUUUUAGUUUUAACAGUUGUAGUUCUAUGGAUGUUGGAAUGUGGAUUGGAAUUGCAUACGCACGCCAUGUCCGUGAGUUGGUUCUCCAUGUUGUGUCUGAAAAAUAUUUGUCGUUUCAAUUUCCUAAAAGCUUGUAUAAUUGUGAAACACUAGAGACCUUGACACUCAAGGGUUGGAUUCAUGUUAAUGCCCCUUCUCCGGUUUGUCUCAAGUCUCUUAGAACUCUGCGUCUUGAGAAUAUGGAUUAUAACUACGAUCAUUCGGUUAUUAACCUUUUUUCUGGCUGCCCUAAACUUGAAAAUUUGGUUGUGUAUCGACGAAAUCUACUGGAUGUGAAGACUUUCACUAUUGCAGUGCCAUCUUUACAGAGACUAACAAUUUAUGAUGACAAUGAUGCAAAACACUGUAGGGGCUAUGUGAUAAAUGCUCCUUCAUUGAAGUACUUGAAGAUUGAUGGGUUUAAGGCUCUCGAGUCUUGUCUGAUUGAGAACGCACCAGAGUUGGUGGAGGCAAAGGUUAUCAACGUCUCUAAGAUAAUCAACGAGAAGCUUCUGGAAUCUCUAACUUCAGUCAAACGUCUUUCCUUGGCUUUAUCACCAUUAGAGAUUAAGUAUCCUACUGGUCGCAUCUUCUAUCAGUUGGUAUCUUUGGAGCUGUAUACAAAUAAAGCAGAGUGGUGGAAUCUACUAGUGCUCAUGCUCGAUAGUUCUCCUAAAUUGCAAGUCCUCAAGCUCAUCGGUAAAUGGUAUGGUGUGAAAAAUCAUUUAGCCAUUAGGAAUUGGAAUCAACCAAAGAAUGUUCCUGGAUGCUUGUUGUUUCAUCUCGAGACAUUCAUGUGGAAAGGCUGCAAAAGGCUAGGAGAAGAUGAAAAGGAGGUGGCGAAAUACAUCUUAAGGAACUCAAAUCGUUUGAAGAGAGCGACUUUCACCAUAAAAAUCUACGAAGAGAACGAUUCUCCAGACAUGGUUGAGGUGGUGGAGGAAUUGAAAAGUGUGGUCAUGGCUUCGAAUUCAUGCCAACUUGUGUUCAAAGAAACUGAUAGCAGAUGCAAGUACUAAGUAUUACAAACUUCAAUUUGUUUUUAAAGACGUAUUCGUUUUAGAUAUUGAGUUAUAGUAUGUUUAACGGGUUCAAAAUUCUGAACUGUAUGUUAAGGUUAUACAAUCUUAACUAGAUUUUAACCCGCGGUACACCGCGAGAUGAUUUAAUUUUAAAGUUAAUAUAAAAA